Molecule: messenger RNA, 4527 nt
Organism: Tilletiopsis washingtonensis
Lineage: Eukaryota; Fungi; Basidiomycota; Exobasidiomycetes; Entylomatales
Exons: 7
Coding region: 1-4527 (1508 amino acids)
Cellular component (GO): cytoplasm
Molecular function (GO): ATP hydrolysis activity; ATP binding
Source: RefSeq, a predicted model, not a curated record
AUGGGCAAGGACCACGCCGCCGCCGCAUCGCGCCUCGCCGCCGUCGGGCAGCAGCUGCGCGGCGCUGCCUCGUCGGCGGCCACCUCGGCGCCGCCCGCGUCGGAGCGGCGCGGCACGCUGCGCCUCGGCGCGUCCGUCGAGCUGCCCGUCUAUGCGCCGCACGACGAGAGCCGCCUGCCGGACCAGCGCCGCCUGCUCGACCUGCACGACGCCACCGUGCGCGCACACCUCGAGUGGCUCGGUCGCAAGUACAGCCUGCGCCAGGAUGCCUUCCUGAUCUCGCCGCCGGGCCCGUACGCGCGGCGGCUGGCCCUUACGUUUGCCGCGCUGCUGCAGCUGCCCGUCGAGCACGUCUCGCUGCACCGCGACGUCGGCGAGGCCGAGCUCAUCCAGGCGCGCAACCUCGCCGCCGGCAAGACGCUCACCUACACCGACGGGCCCGUUGUGCGUGCCAUGAAGCGCGGCUCGCUGCUGAUCCUCGAAGGCAUCGAGCGUGCCGAGCGGGCAAGCAUGCCGUUGCUGAACAAUCUGAUCGAGAAUCGCGAGAUGGGCCUGGCCGACGGCACUCACCUCGUGCCUGCUGCCACAAUCGAGGCUGCUCGCGCUGCCGGCGGCAACACGACGUUCAUUCCGGUCAGCGAGAACUUCUUCGUCAUCGCCAUCGGCCUCCCGGUGCCGCCGUACAAGGGCCUGCCGCUCGACCCGCCAUUCCGCUCGCGCUUCCAGGGCCGCUGGAUCGAGGGCACUGUGCCGUCGGAGACGGCCAUGCCGCAGGACCAGCAGGCCAAGGCGCUGAGCGAUGCGCUGGCCGUGCGCUUCCGCGAGUGGGCUACGCUCGUGCGGCUGCACAGCACCGUGGCAGAGGGCGGCGAGGUGCUGCCGGCAGCCGAGCGUCUUCCCAACGUGCCCAACACGGCGCUCAGUCUCUUUGCCGACCUGGCCGCGCGCUUUCCGCCAGCACAGCCGCUGCCGAUGCCGCCUGCCGUGCAGAGCAGCAGCAGCGGCGAGGAGGGCCCGCAGCUCAAGCAGCUGCCUUCGGCGCCGCCGCGAAACGGUGCGCUGCAGGUGCAUGAGACGACCCGUGCACAGGUCGAGGCACGCGAGGCGCAGCAGCUCAAGAACUUCGUGGAGCGUGAUGGCCGUCUGAGCGGCGACGGCACCAUUGCUCCCAGCACACGCAUGCUGCUCGGCGCCGGCUUUCCGAUGCUCUACACGCUCGACGCGCGCCGCUACAAGCUUGCCGCCGACCUGCUCUCGGCGCUGGCGCUCGACAAGGGCAUCGGCGGCGGCGGCGCCGAGGUCGAGGAGGGCAAGGGCUUCCUGGGCUACCGCAUUGCCUCGAUCACUCGUGCCGCACCGGACGCCGCCAACCUGACGUUCCAGCAGGAGGACGGCCGCAGCGUCACAGUGCGCGUGCCAGCCGGUCCUCUCCCCUUCGAGACGCUGCCGACGGUCAGCUUCGAGACGCCGGCCGCCGAUGGCCUGCUCUUCACGCCACGUCUCGCUGGCGUGCUCACCUGCAUGCUGCAGCUGCACGCUGUGGGGCGCGACGUGGUCCUGCUCCCUUCGGCGCUGGCGCUUGGCCACCUCGGCGAGGACUUCUCGCCCUCGUCGUCCUCCAGCACGUCGACGAGCAUCAGCCUCUUCGCCAAGCUGCUCGGCUACGCGCACGAGGGCGUGCACUUGUGGAAAGAUCUCGGCGGCAACGAGCUGAUCGCACGCCGCGCCACGUCGCAGGACGGCAGUACGACGUGGCAGGCGGCGCCGCUGCUGCACGGCGCACUCGCUGGCUCGCUCGUGCACCUGGCCGGCAUCGACGUGCUGGGUCCCACGCUGGGCUCACUCGCACGCCUGACGCAAGAUCGCGAGGUCGAGCUGUGGGCCGGCGGCCGUGCUGCGUUGCCCGGCGCCAUGCCGUCUGCCGAGAGCGGCGAAAUCGGCGAAGGAACGCUGACGAGCAUCAACCCGGCCUUCCGGCUCAUCUGCACCGCAUCGGCGCCGCGUGCCGACUGGCUCAACGAGGAGGCCUCGGCGCUCUUCAGCUUCGUCGCACCCAUGCCCAUGAGCGCCGCCGAGGAGCUCAAGGUGAUCGUGGCGCGUUCGGGUGCGGAGCCAGCUGCGCUCAGCCAGCUCAUGGACUUUGCGGGCCGCUACCGUGCGCUGGCGGCGGAUCCUGCGCUGGGCCUCGAUGCCUCUCGUCGCCUUGGCACCCGCUCCCUCAUUCGCGUUGCCACACGUCUCGCGCGCCACAGCUCGACGGACCUGCACGACACCCUCGCUCGCACGUUGCUCAUCGAGUUCCUGCCGCGCACGACAAGUACGCUUGUCCAAACAGCGCUGGCCGAGUCGGAUCUGCGCAAGCGUGGCGCCGAGGGCGCCUUUCAGUAUACGCCUCCGGAGCUGCUCUCGGACCCCGAGGUGCAGGAUGGCCACCUGCUGUUCCGCAACAUGAACGGCACGGGCGACGCUGCAGUCACGCGCAUCCCGCUGUACGACGCUGCUGCCUUGGACCCCGCCGGCGUCUCGCAGAUCCCGACGAUGGCGCACUUCUACAACAACCCGGCUCAGUCGCUGAUGCUGCGCGACAUUGGCCUCGACCUGCUGAGCAACGACGUGCUGCUGAUGGGCAACCAAGGCACGGGCAAGAACAAGCUGAUCGACCGUCUCGCCAUGCUGCUCGGCCGGCCGCGCGAGUAUGUGCAGCUGCACCGCGACAGCAGCGUGUCGAGCAUUCUGCAGCAGGUGCAGCUCAUCGACGGACAGCUCACGUUCCUCGAGAGCCCGCUCAUCCGUGCCAUUCGCAUCGGCCGGCUGUGCAUCAUCGACGAGGCAGACAAGAGCCCGGCUUCCGUCACCGCCGUCUUCAAGUCGCUGGCCGAGCGCCGCGAGCUCACGCUGCCGGAUGGCCGUCGCGUGCGUCCUGCUGGCUCGCAGGGCGCCGACAACGAUGUCAUCGCGCACCCAGACUUCCGCCUGGUGCUUCUGGCCAACCGGCCCGGGCACGGCUUCCAGGGCUCCAACUCCCUCGGUGUCCUUGGCGAGGGCUUUGCGACGUUUGCGAUCUCGAACCCGACGCACGAAAGCGAAGUCGCGCUGCUCAAGCAGGUCGGGCCGAACGUCGACGAGAAGCUGAUCAAGGCGCUCGACCUGGCCUGGUGCGAUCUGCGCGAGCACUUCGACCAGGGCAGCCUGCACUAUCCGCUCUCCAUGCGCGAGCUGAUCCACAUUGUGCGCCACCUCGAGCGCUUCCCGGGCGAGUCGCUCGUCGAGGUGCUGCUCAACACGCUCUCCUUCGACCUGCAGCGUCCGGAGGUCAUGGAGCUCGUCACGCGCACGCUCGCACGCCGUGGGCUGAAGGUCGACGGCCUGAGCCUGGCGGCACUGCGCGAGCGCGAGGAGCAGCUGCAGAAGGAGGGCGCCGGUCGUGUUGACUACGAUCCAGUCAAGGAGGGCAAGGACACGGGUCUCGACAAGCCGAAGGACGGCAAGGUCGAUCCGGAAGGCAAGGAGCACACCGGCGGCAACACGUGGCGCGGCGGCACCGGCGGCCGGGACACGGCAGGUCUCGGCGGUCGUGGCGGCUACGAGCGGCUCUACACGGGCCAGGAGAUCAAGCAGAUCCCCGAUGCGCUGAAGCGCGACGUGCCAGAGCACAUCAAGGAGCAGGCGCGCCAGAUGGCCAAGGAGGCGCUCGCCAAGAAGCUGGCCGAGGAAGGCCUGACGGCACACGAGGGCGCGACGCUGCAGUCGUACAAGGUCGAGCUCGCGCAGUACACCAACAACCUCGUCGCCAUUCUGGACCAGGCACAGACUGCGGCGCGAGAGCGGCAGUGGCUCAAGCGGCAGGAGGAGGGCCAGCUCGACGAGUCGCGCCUCACCGACGCGCUCACGGGCGACAAGGGCGUCAUGAAGCGGCGCGCCGAGCAGCCUCCGGACCCGUUUGCGCCGCAGACCAAGCCGAAGCGCAUCCGCAUCCUCGUCGACGUGAGCGCCAGCAUGUACUCGAUGCAGUUCGACGGGCGCCUCGACCGCCAGCUCAAGACGGUGCUCAUGGUCAUGGAGGCCUUUGCGCGGACGGAGCCCGGCAAGUUCCUCUACGACGUGUGGGGCCACUCUGGCGAGUCGGCGAACAUCGCGCUCGUCAAGGCCGACGCGCCGCCGGCCUCGGCCGGCGACCGAUGGCGCGUGCUGCGCGACAUGACGAGCAUCACGCAGUACACCAUGAGCGGCGACUCGACGCUCGAGAGCAUCCGCUGGGCCUGCCGGGACAUCGUGAAGCAGGAGGCGGACGACUACUUUGUCAUUGCCCUGUCUGACGCCAACCUCGGACGCUACGGCAUCACGACCGACGAGCUGUCGCGCGCGCUGCGCAGCUCUGACAAGGUCAAGGGCAGCAUCAUCUUCCUCGACACGCGCGAGGGCCGCCAGGCGGCGCCGCAGAUGCCCGGCGUCGGCUACAGCGUGACGGAUCUGCGCGAGCUGCCGGCGACGUUCGCAAGUCUGCUCGAGGCGGCACUGGAUGAUUAG